UUUCUUCAGUCAUAUGAUGGAGUAGAAGACUGUUUUCGCAAUGUUGACGUUGGGUUCGACAUAGUUUUCGUCGGUGCACGUACGUUUGUCAUAUUGUGCUAAUCGUAAUUUCGUCUGUUUCAGGUAAUGGAACCUUUUGUUUGUUUCAGCCUAUCAAACCUCUUGUCUGUUUCAGCCAAUCAAACCUUCUGUCUGUUUCAGCCAUCCAGUCCGUUUUCUGUUUCACCUAAUCAAACCAUUUUUCUGUUCCAGGCAAUCAAACUUUAUGUCUGUUUCAACCAACCAAUCCUAGUGUGUUUUAACUAACUAAACCUAUUAUCUGUUUCAGUGAACCAAAUAUUUUGUCUCUUUCAGAUAAUCAAAUCUUUUGCCUGUUUCCGCUAAUCCAACCUUUUGUUUGUUUCAGCUAACCAAACCUUUUUUUUAUGUUCGAGGCAACUAAACAUUUUGUCUGUUUCAGCUAACCAAUUAAUUGAGUAUUAUUGUGUCAGAAUGACGCGAUUGCUUAAUUCGUUGCGUACGGAGAAGCGCUUGUACAUACAAUGAAAAACAAUGAAAAUUUCGCAGUCAAUUUUCCUCUUAAUUAUUCUUGCUGCAUCAUCAUUUGUUAAUAUAUUUGUGAUUUAUGUCGUUACGACCACUACAGCGGCACUUCGCCAUGGUAACCACGUUCUGUAUUAUCUACUGAGCUACAGUCUGCUACAGUGAGGCCAGAAAUUAGUUGGAAAAAUUUAUGUCCUGUUGUUGAACGCUACAACAUCGUGUUAUACCAGAGAGAAACUUUUCGCACGCAUUGCCUGCAGCAAACUUCAACUUGUAGCAGAAGUAAACAAAUCCUGAUUAACCGUCUUCACGAUAUAACACCGUGCAUGAAACUGAUUGAAGGAUGGAUAUAUCACCGAAUAGGCCUUCGAAAAUUUAUCUUGUAAAAGACAAGUCAGUGGAUUUGGACUACAUAGUUGAAGAUUCACAGCCAGGAAAUUAUUUGAACUCUGAUCAAGGGUGCAGUCAAGAAAGCACAAAUCAAAAUUCUACUACUCAUGUAUCUAGUGAGUUUGAAGAAAACCUCAACUGUUUCAAGAAAACUCAUAAGCAAUUUUAUUCAAAUAAUAAUGAAGACAACCAGUCUCUGAAAUCUGAACGAAAUGAAUCGAAAGCUUACAAGAGAGACAGAAAACAAGAUUAUCAACAGUUCACAGUCAACACAGAUCUUAUCGAUGAGUCAGAUACCUCAACAGAUUCAUCGAACGAUGAGAUAUUUCCAACACACAAUCUAUGUAAAAGUAAUUUCACAUCACUCAAAGUUGUGAAUGCCAAAGAAAAUACUAGAAUAAAAUUAAUGCCAAAAAAGGAAGUAAACAGUACAUGUGAUUCUAUUUGUAGUGGUAGCAACCACAAAUUUGGCAACAAUGAAAAUGUUGAAGAUGAAAGCGUGAAGUCUGAAAUUGAAAACAUGACAGAUGAUUCAAAUCAGGUACCUUCCGUAUCUCUGAUGUGUAAAAGAGUGUUCAUAGGAUCUUAUCAUUACGGUCCCAAUGAAACAGUAAUUAUAUCGCAAAAAGGGAUGGAAAUGCGAGUUCCACUUCCCAAUGACAGUACGACCAUUAUUAUGCUAAAUAUUAAAUUCGAAUAUCUUUUAAAAGUACUUUUCUAUUCUGGUGAAACUAUACCGUCUCUGAUUUUUUGGGCUUCGUCAAAAGCAGGGCCUAUUGUUCGUGAAGAGUUGGGGAUGAAAGAUCCAAAAGGUCCUUAUUACAAUUCAGUUGCCAAAGGUAGAUUUUUUCCAUCUCUGAUAAUGAAAGUGUGUACCACUGUCUCAUUGUUAAUACUGACUGGUAGAAUUCUUUUUAUUGUGCCAGAUGACAGAUGUCGACGGAUAAUACUCCUACUUCAAAAAGUAACCAAGGAAACAAAAUUGAUAUUGGAGUCCUUAUUUACACCAAAUAAUGCCUUACUUGUGUUGAAUUUUUCGGAUACCAAAACCAUUCUUGGAUAUGCAUUACCUGCAAAGAUUUGGAAACCGAUAAAAAAAUCACUGCAAACGACCAAAAAGUAUGCAUCAAGAGUCAAAAAUUCUGUGACCAGUAAACUGCAAUCAUCCUUCAAAGAGUCGCAAAAUCAUAUAACAUUGUCUCUACAGACACCAUCAUCAGUUGAGAAAUCAAUAGCUAAUAAGAUUAAAACACCUAAACAACUUCCAAGUUAUGCAAAUGAAUCUGUGGCGAAAAUAUCAGCAAUCGCAAAUUCCAAUAACGAAGAUUCUGAGAAUGACGAUUCUGCACAUAGAUCUAUACAAACAAUAUUAAUUUACCCUCCCGCACCAGCCAGAGAUGCGAUUACAAUAAAUGACCGAGAUUGUGCUUGCCUUGGGAAAGAUAAAUUUCUAAAUGACGUUAUCAUUGACUUCUAUCUGAAAUACCUCUCUCUGGAGGUUUUGUUAAAGGAGGAUCAGAAGAGAACUUACGUGUUUUCUUCCCAUUUCUAUAAAAGAUUGACACAUUCGCACGUGUCAGAUGCAAACAAUCGACUUCUCCGAGCUACUAAACGACAUUCCGGCGUUCAAAAGUGGACGAAAGAUGUGAAUAUAUUUGAAAAAGACUUUAUCAUUAUUCCAAUUAAUGAACGCUCACAUUGGAUUGUGGCCAUAAUCUGCUUUCCUGGCCUUGCUGGCGAGGUGGAUGUUCAUCGAUCAGCAGCAGAUGAUGGUAUGGUGGAAACAAGAAGCUCUAAAACUGAAAUUCCAAUGACAAGGAAGUUACAAAGUGCUCGUAAAUCAACGCAAGAAGUCUGGAAACUGCCUUGCAUAUUGAUUUUUGAUUCGUUGCACGGAUUCGGAGGAUACACCAAAGUUUUAUUAGCACUGCAAGAAUACUUGAGUUGUGAAUACUUGGCUAAAACUGGUAUAAAAGAUACUUUCUUCCUAAACAUGACAAAUGCAGUGUGUCCUGAAGUUCCACAGCAGUCUAAUUCCAGUGAUUGUGGUAUCUAUCUGCUGCACUAUGUUGAACGCUUCUUUCAAGACCCCAUCAAGGACUACAACUUACCGAUAAAAGGGCUGAAAGAGUGGUUUGACAAAAGUGCUAUUGUUCAUAAAAGAAAAGAAAUUUAUGAUUUAAUAAUGAGUCGAAGGUAGCGUAUAUCUGUUUUAAUUCCCAUAUUGUUCCCAAUACAAGUCAACGGUUUUUUGUUGCUAACAUGAUCCCUGAAAAUCAUCCUCGACUCAUAUGUGGGGUCUACUUAUAUUCAGGAUUUUCAGGAAAUUUACCUUACAGACUAAAAUUGUCUCUUAUGAAUAGUUCAAUCGUCAAAUUAGAUCAAUGAAAUUCACGCUGCGAUAUUUUAAUCCACCUAAGUUCUAUUGAUAAAUACGCCUACUUACAAAAAUUGCAACUUAUCAGUUAGUAUGUAAAUAUAAUUUUGUAAUAUCAAAUUUGUCAUAAAAGGCGACUUACGUUCAUUACCUAAAAAAAAAAACGCCUGAAAUGCAAACUGAAGACUAGAGGUCUUACUCACUACAAUUUU
Messenger RNA from Neodiprion virginianus, 3522 nucleotides. RefSeq lists its product as uncharacterized. NCBI's taxonomy places the organism in Eukaryota, Metazoa, Arthropoda, Insecta, Hymenoptera, Diprionidae. Gene Ontology annotation, biological process: protein desumoylation. Gene Ontology annotation, cellular component: cytoplasm; nucleus. The transcript is spliced from 12 exons. Gene Ontology annotation, molecular function: SUMO-specific endopeptidase activity. The record is from RefSeq and is a predicted model, not a curated record. The coding region runs from base 887 to 3133 and encodes 748 amino acids.